Messenger RNA from Pieris brassicae (large cabbage white), 734 nucleotides. RefSeq names its product very low-density lipoprotein receptor-like. Bases 48 to 734 code for a protein of 228 amino acids. The transcript is spliced from 4 exons. Gene Ontology annotation, molecular function: protein binding. NCBI's taxonomy places the organism in Eukaryota, Metazoa, Arthropoda, Insecta, Lepidoptera, Pieridae. The record is from RefSeq and is a predicted model, not a curated record. Gene Ontology annotation, cellular component: plasma membrane.
AAAGUGGUAAAAUUAUUGCAUUCAUUUUUUAGCGAACAUGACCUACGAUGCCGAGCAUUAUAUGCAGUGCGAUGCAGUGCGAUGCAAACCGAUGCAUACCUAAAGGCUGGAUCUGCGAUGGAUUUAAAGAUUGUCGUGAUGGGUCUGACGAAAGUGGUGCAUGGUGCGCGCGCGUGGUGUGCGGUGCCGCGCAGUUCGCGUGCGCACGUUCGAGACGCUGUCUCCCUGCCACUUGGCGGUGUGAUGGCGCACCAGACUGCGGUCCACAAGAUCGCAGUGACGAGCAAAAUUGCGAACCCGUGGAAUGUUCAAGCGUAAUGUUCAAAUGUACGAAUGGGGCGUGUGUACCCUGGGAGUACUACUGCGAUGGACACGCUGAUUGCACAGACGCAUCUGAUGAGCUCGCCUGUCGUGGACCAGCACGCCACACGACGUCCACGACCGCUACGCCCGCACGACGCAGGGGUCAUACGGGACAGGAAGAUCGCGGGGGCAUAUGUGAGCCUCAUGAGUUCCAGUGUAAUAAUGGAGAGUGUAUUCGACAGAAGUUUAGAUGUGACGCUCGCGUAGAUUGUCUCGAUGGCUCUGAUGAAGCGGGCUGUGGGGGGAUGUCUACAUCCCCUCCAGUAGUGACUACCAGCCCGAUUACCACGGCAACCCUGGAAGAUGAUUGCGUUUGGCCGGCUCUGCGAUGCGAUAAUGGGACUAGAUGUGCCGCUCUUACAAUUGUGUGA